This is a messenger RNA of Sebastes umbrosus (honeycomb rockfish), 1615 nucleotides long. RefSeq names its product WD repeat domain 77 (gene wdr77). The record is from RefSeq and is a predicted model, not a curated record. Gene Ontology annotation, cellular component: methylosome. NCBI's taxonomy places the organism in Eukaryota, Metazoa, Chordata, Actinopteri, Perciformes, Sebastidae. Gene Ontology annotation, molecular function: protein binding. The transcript is spliced from 10 exons. The coding region runs from base 277 to 1290 and encodes 337 amino acids. Gene Ontology annotation, biological process: oocyte axis specification.
AGAAGAGGAAGAAGAAGAAGAGACCCGGAGCAGGAAGUGUGUGUUCAUCCGCAGGUCCCAUGUGUUGCUGUCUCUCUGUUCACUCGUUCAUUCAUUCUGGGAACAACAACUUUAGCUUUCUUUAGCCAACGUAAGCUGACUUGUUAGCUAUCUUUCCCAGACAAGCCAUAGACAACGGUAGUAUCUCUGCAAGCAACCAGUAACAGCUACAGAUAGCUAGAUAACCUAGAACUCGCGCUAAAGUUGUCUGUAAAAUCACAGCCGUACUAAAUCUUAAUGAAAAGUGCGGUGGAUACCAGCAUGAUCAAGGAGAACCGGUGGAACAUCCCUCCUAAUGCACCAGCCUGCAUGGAGAAGCACCUGAGCGCAGCGCAGUACAGAGCAGAUGGGACUCUGCUGCUCGGUGCCUCCAGCCUCAGUGGCAGGAGCUGGCAGGGAUCUGUUUGGAUCUACAGUGACCCUGAGCAGGCCCCCAAUGAGGAACUCUGCAAAGCUGGUGUGCAGACUGAGACUGGAGUCACAGAUGUCAAAUGGGUAUCAGAAAAGGGUGUUGUCGUUGCAGCAGACUCAGGUGCCUUGGAGCUCUGGGAACUGGCAGAGGAUGAACGCCUGCUGGUGAAUCGCUUCACCAAACAUGAGCACGACCACAUUGUCACCACAGUGAGCCCAGUUACUGGAGCAAACAGCGCUGUCACAGGCAGCAUGGACUGCCGAAUUAAAGUCUGGGAUCUCGGUCAGGAGACGGCUAUCACUACCUACAAUGCGCACACGAAGCCAGUCACUUGUGUUGCCUGCAGUCCUACAGACGAGUCUCUCUUCAUCUCCUGCGGUCAGGAUGGCCGUGUGCUGAUGUGGGACAGGAGGAAGCCAAACAAACCAGCCUCAAGAAUAGAUGUAGAGUCCCCCAUGUGCUCCCCCACCACUGUAGCCUGGCACCCCCACCACAGAAGCACCAUUGCUUUUGGUGAUGAGAUGGGCAGAGUGACAGUGAAGGAUUUCCUGGGAACAGAGCCGGCCCGGAUGGAGAGCCUCCACAGCCGCAGAGUUAAUGCGCUUGCCUUCUCUACACAUAGUGCCUCCUUGCUAGCCUCCGUGAGUGAUGAUUGUUCCCUCGCUGUUAUGAACUCUGAACUGCAAGAAAUACUUAGAGAUCGGCGACACCAGGACUUUGCCAGAGGCGUGUGCUGGCUCCACGGUGGCUCCAACACUCUCACGACCGUAGGCUGGGAUCACCUGGUGCUUCACCACACGGUGGAUCCGGCUGCUGAAGCUCUAAACUCCUCCUCUUAGACCCAAUAGAUGCUCGCACACCUCGGAAAGACCACAUUUUAAGAUGACUACUUUCCCCCCUAUUUUUUAGGGGCGUCCAUGUGUAUCUAAAAAGUUAAAUCUAGGAAAUAUGGAUCAAAUUGUUUCAUUGUCAUUUAGUACUCCAGAUGUGCGCAGAAUAUUUGGACUUUUGCUCUUCCAGUCUUGGCCUCGGUGCAUUACUACGGUCUCUCUCUAUCUACGUCCUUCGUACUGUAUAGCACUUCCAUGUCUAAUUACACUUGAGGCAACACAUUUAUAUUGCAUAAUUUUACAUUAAAGGUAACUUAAUGUUGUGAUGGCAACA